Malaclemys terrapin pileata is the source of this 598-nucleotide messenger RNA. It is a transcript of the gene SPMIP11, whose product is annotated as testis expressed 49. NCBI's taxonomy places the organism in Eukaryota, Metazoa, Chordata, Testudines, Emydidae. The transcript is spliced from 4 exons. The coding region runs from base 77 to 490 and encodes 137 amino acids. The record is from RefSeq and is a predicted model, not a curated record.
CAACAGCUGCAGAGCCUGCCGGUGGCUGGAAAGCGCCUUCGGUGGCUGAGCGGGGAGGAAGUGGGCGGUUUAGGACAUGGCUUUCUUCGGGUUAACAUUCCUGGGGUACCAGGAGCCCUUCCGGGAGAGAACAUUAGCGUUAGAAAAGCCUGACACAACAGGGCCAAAGCCGCUCAAAGGGGGAUUGUUUCACCCAAAGCUCCCCCCCAUCGGCCCGGGGUGCUUUGAUGGCACAGUGCACCAGGGGAGCUACACCCGCUACCGCGAGGCUGUGAAACAGAAUCAGCUCCAGAGAUCCCCCAACCAAGUCUUCAGGGUCCCAGUGACCUGUGCACAGGACUGCAGCUGGUGGCUGCCCAGGGAUCCCAUGGUCCGAGCAGAGGAGGCCACCCCCUGGAUGACGGUGCCGAGGCAUCCCCUGAUAAGGAGCCCCAUGACCAGGUUUGUGGACAGCAUGGGCUUGAGCAACCCCCAUUUCAGCCUGUUCUGAGCACCCCAGUGGGCCCCACCGCCGGGCACGUCUGGCCUUCCACGGACACGGAGCAGCCCCGGGUGCUGGAGCCUGGCAGGCACCGGGGCAAUAAAGCGAUGGAGGCAA